Ziziphus jujuba (common jujube) is the source of this 1286-nucleotide messenger RNA. RefSeq names its product RNA-binding protein 2. The transcript is spliced from 7 exons. The record is from RefSeq and is a predicted model, not a curated record. Lineage: Eukaryota; Viridiplantae; Streptophyta; Magnoliopsida; Rosales; Rhamnaceae. Gene Ontology annotation, molecular function: mRNA binding. Bases 271 to 1038 code for a protein of 255 amino acids.
AGAUAAUACACGCGGUCCGAAAAAUUUGCACACCUCUGCAAGAUCCGGCGGCGAAGCUCAGAAAAUAUCAGCCGAUCGAGAGCGAAAUCAGAACGUUUACGACCAGAAAUUUCAAACCCCGGGCUUCCCCCCCACCCCAAAAAAAAAAAAAAAAAAAAAAUAGUUUUUACAAUUUUUAAUUUUAUUAAGAAAAAUAAAAAUCAAAAGGAGCAAAGAAGAGAAAUUGGGGCAAAAUUUGCUUUACCAAUCUUCACGCCAAGCAGAACAAUCAUGGCGGAGGGAUUCUGGAACCAUCGGCAGUUUCUGCUUCCCUCGUCUGGAGGAGUGCAUAAGCGUCCCCGUUCCGACUAUGAUAUCACCCCUUCUGGCCAGCCUUCAGGCCAUGAGAUGCAUAGUUAUUUAAUACGAGAUAACAAUCAUGUUAAAGUUGGUACUGGGGCGGUGAGGAAUACAAAAGCAAUUGAUUCAGCCUAUGAUCGUUAUCUCCAGAGUGCUCAAAAUUCUUCCUUUGCUUCUGAAGAAGCCAAUGCAAUUGGUGGAGUUGGACUGGAAAGGGCUUUUAGUGGUGGAAUGCCUCGUCUUACAACUGCCAAUCAUGCUCUCAUGGGUCGUCAUGGCGAUGUGGUUCGGGAUUUAGCACGAAAUGGUCAAAAUAUUGGUUUUGUAGAUCAGCUUCCUGUGGAUGAAAUGGCUAGGCCAGGUCAGGAAAGGACCCCUUUGCCUCCAGAUGCUUCCAACACCUUAUACGUUGAAGGACUUCCUCCUGACAGCACAAGAAGGGAAGUAGCUCAUAUCUUCCGCCCUUUUGUGGGUUAUAAAGAAGUGAGACUUGUGAGUAAAGAGUCCAAACACCGAGGUGGUGAUCCGCUCAUUCUUUGUUUCGUGGAUUUUGCAAAUCCAGCCUGUGCAGCAACUGCUAUGAGUGCCUUGCAAGGCUAUGAAAUGGAUGAACUCAACCCUGGUUCUAAUUACUUGAGGUUGCAGUUUUCUCGAUUUCCAGGACCUAGAUCUGGUUCUGGAUCGCGUGGUAAGAGGUGAACAGACUUUAGGCAGUGAGAGACGUCUAGGUUGAAUGCAGAUCAUAUUUACUGGUACACAUUUUUAGUUAUCCUCCUUUUGGAGUUUUGUGACAUAUUAUACCCCAAAUACGCAAAUCCAUUGACCAAACUUUGGGCACACAAUAGUCAUGAGCACUUGAAAUGCAAAUUGUAUCGAGGGAUUGAAAUGAAGAAAAUUUUGAGUAUAUAUUCUCUAUUUGAGCAAUCAGAUUCAUAAAUUUUCAUGUC